This is a messenger RNA of Dichomitus squalens LYAD-421 SS1, 1377 nucleotides long. RefSeq names its product peptide chain release factor 1. Gene Ontology annotation, biological process: translational termination. The record is from RefSeq and is a predicted model, not a curated record. The coding region runs from base 1 to 1203 and encodes 400 amino acids. The transcript is spliced from 7 exons. Gene Ontology annotation, molecular function: translation release factor activity. NCBI's taxonomy places the organism in Eukaryota, Fungi, Basidiomycota, Agaricomycetes, Polyporales, Polyporaceae.
AUGUUCCGUCCUGCUUUCCGUCAACUGAGACCCUCUAGAAAUCUUGCGACCAGCAGGGCUGUUAGAGCGCAGGCGCAGACAACGCAGGCUCCACAAUCGCCAGACGCACCGAUAGUCCAGUAUGUCCGGAGGAAAAUAGAAGAACGACAGAAGCUGCAGGCCGAGCUAUCAGCAGAGGUGCUCUCGGAUGAGGACAUACGUCGAGUCCGGAGGAUCAAAGAGCUGGAACCUCUCCAGGAUGCUUGGACAAGGUGGAAGCAUGCCAAGCAGUCUUUAGAGGAAACACUAGCCCUCCUAAGCGAUCCAGAUCCAAUUAUGCGAAGCAUGGCCGAGGAGGAGUAUGCCACCCUCUCAAAGACAGUGAAUGAGAUGGUUCAGUCUACCUUUCCAACUCUCCUGGUCCCACCGUCGCAAACUGCCAACCUGUCCGCCAUCAUCGAACUUAGAGCUGGAGUUGGAGGCUCGGAGUCUGCCCUUUUCGUCGCCGACCUAGUACGAAUGUACACUCGCGCGGCUCAGUCCUAUGGAUGGAACGUCACGAUGCUCAAUAGCAACGUUCUCGAGUCAGGUGGCAUGAAGGAUGCCAUUUUGGAGGUGAAGGGAGAGGGUGCGUAUGAUGCACUGCGGUGGGAAAGCGGCGUGCAUCGGGUGCAGAGGGUCCCUGCUACCGAAGUCAACGGACGGGUGCACACGAGCACCGUUGGAGUAAUGGUCCUUCCGUUGACUGAAGACGCGGAGCCGGCGAGGAAUGCCGAUGACGACCUCUUCACCAUGGAUGAAAUCAAGCUCGAGGUCAUGCGCUCGAGGGGUGCUGGUGGACAGCACGUAAACAAAACCGAGUCUGCGGUCCGCAUAACACAUCUACCCACAGGCAUUACCGUUUCGAUGCAGGACGAAAGGAGCCAACACCAAAAUCGAAGACGAGCAUUUCAAGUCUUGCGCGCACGGCUCAUGGACAGGAAGCUCAAUCAAGAGAUGAUCCAGCGACGUGAUAUGCGGCGCGGCCUUGUGGGUAGUGUCGACCGAAGUGAGAAGAUCAGGACGUACAACUAUGCACAGGAUCGAGUUACGGAUCAUCGACUUGGUAUGUCUCUGAAAAACCUCACGUCAGUGAUGGAAGGGGACGCGUUGCAAGAUUUUCUCAAGGCCCUUCAACAGCGUCACCACGAUGAGCUGUUGGAGGAUGUCUUGUUGCAACAAUGAUGCCUUCGAGUCGUCAUUUCAAUUUUCUACGCCCACGCGCCCACGCUCUGAGCUUCCGGCUUUCUGACGCUACCAUAGUAGUUUAUGUGCAUGAUAAUGUUAUGUACCCUCGUCGUCUCUACUAGGCGCUAUGGGCCGUGUGGUCCGUAAUACGAGCAGCCCAUCUCCCAGAAA